CUCCAUUCAAAAUACAAAACACGAACCAAAAAGCGAAAAAGAAGAGGAUACAAAAAGAAAGAAAAGAUCCUCGAAGAUGAGAUUCUCUGCGUUUCCUCUCGAUCUCGCGAAUGAAUUGAGACGCGAUUGAGGCGAAGAUCCCGGAUCGGAUCUCUUUGGCAACGUCGAUCGCUGAUUCGGUUUCCCCCGAGCGGGAUUCGUGGAGAUGAGCGAGCGAUGGGAUAGGGUUAGGGUUGCGACGGCGCGGCUCGGCGGGGAGGGGGCAAGGGGGUCGUCGCGCAGCUUCGGCGGCGGGGGCGGCGGGGCCGGCGCCGCCGCGUCGGCGUCGGCGUCGGUGGCGGCGGAGCUCCGGCAGGCGUCGUCGAGGACGGUGCGGCUGGGGCGGGUGCAGCCGCAGGCGCCGAGCCACCGCACCAUAUACUGCAACGAUCGGGAGGCGAAUCUCCCCGUUGGAUACAGGGGUAACUCCGUUUCGACUACCAAAUACAAUGUCCUGACUUUUCUACCUAAAGGAUUGUUUGAGCAGUUCAGGCGGGUGGCGAAUCUGUACUUUCUAAUGAUAUCUAUCUUAUCUACUACACCAAUCAGUCCGGUGCAUCCAGUGACCAAUGUGGUCCCACUUAGUCUAGUGCUUUUGGUCUCUCUUAUCAAGGAGGCUUUUGAGGACUGGAAGCGUUUCCAGAAUGAUAUAACAAUCAAUAGUACUCCUGUUGAUGUGUUGCAAGGUCAAAAAUGGGAGAGUAUUCCCUGGAAGAAGUUGCAAGUUGGAGAUAUUGUGAGGGUUAAGCAAGACGAUUUUUUCCCUGCUGAUUUGCUGUUCCUUGCAAGUACAAAUCCUGACGGUGUCUGCUAUGUUGAGACUGCAAAUCUUGAUGGGGAGACUAAUUUGAAAAUUCGAAAGGCAUUGGAGAAGACUUGGGAUUAUUUGCUUCCUGAAAAAGCUGCUGAAUUUAAAGGAGAAAUACAAUGCGAGCAACCAAACAAUUCACUGUAUACAUUUACUGGAAAUCUUAUUGUAGAUAAGCAAACACUACCACUUUCUCCAAAUCAGCUAUUGCUAAGAGGGUGCAGCCUUCGUAACACGGAGUACAUUGUUGGAGCUGUUAUAUUUACCGGGCAUGAAACAAAAGUUAUGAUGAAUUCCAUGAAUGUUCCUUCUAAAAGAAGUACACUAGAAAGGAAACUUGACAAGCUCAUACUUGCUCUUUUUGCUACUCUCUUUGUAAUGUGCCUCAUUGGAGCCAUCGGAAGUGGAGUGUUUAUCAACCGCAAGUACUACUACCUUGGACUUUUUGGACAUGUGGAAGAUCAGUUCAACCCCAACAACAGAUUUGUGGUCACCAUUUUAACAAUGUUUACUCUAAUUACACUUUACUCAACUAUCAUCCCGAUUUCUCUCUAUGUGUCCAUUGAGAUGAUCAAAUUUAUCCAGUCUACUCAGUUCAUCAAUAAGGAUUUGCACAUGUAUCAUAUAGAAACAAAUACUCCUGCUCUUGCACGAACAUCUAACCUGAAUGAAGAGCUAGGGCAGGUAGAGUACAUAUUUUCUGAUAAAACAGGCACACUUACGAGAAACCUGAUGGAGUUCUUUAAGUGUUCAAUUGGUGGAGAAAUGUAUGGAACCGGUAUUACUGAAACAGAAAGAGGGGGAGCACAACGGAAUGGACUGAUAAUUGAUGAGGCCAAAUCAGCUACUGCAACGCAUGAGAAAGGUUUCAACUUUGAUGAUGCUAGGCUUAUGCGUGGUGCAUGGAGAAAUGAGCGUGAUCCUGAGGUUUGCAAGGAAUUCUUCAGAUGUCUUGCACUAUGUCAUACUGUUCUUCCAGAAGGCAACGAAUCUCCAGAUAAAAUCACAUAUCAAGCUGCAUCACCAGAUGAGGCUGCUCUUGUGACCGCUGCAAAAAAUUUUGGGUUCUUCUUCUAUAGACGCACGCCAACAACAGUUGUGGUUCGUGAAUCACAUGUUGAAAAGAUGGGCAAAGUUCAAGAUGUCUCCUACGAGAUUCUAAAUGUUUUGGAGUUCAAUAGUACUAGGAAGCGCCAGUCCGUGGUGUGCCGUUAUCCAAACGGAAGGCUCAUUCUUUACUGCAAGGGUGCUGAUACUGUUAUAUAUGAAAGAUUGGCGGAAGGAAAUCAUGAGAUUAAAAGGUUAACCAGAGAGCAUCUAGAACAGUUUGGCUCAGCUGGUCUGCGCACACUUUGCCUUGCUUAUCGAGAUCUAAGCCCUGAUAUGUAUGAAAAUUGGAAUGAGAAAUUUAUUCAAGCUAAAUCUUCAUUAAGAGACCGUGAAAAGAAACUUGAUGAGGUGGCAGACUUGAUUGAGAAGGAUCUUAUACUAAUAGGAGCCACCGCUAUUGAAGACAAGCUUCAGGAAGGAGUCCCAGAUUGUAUUGAAACUCUAUCUAAAGCUGGAAUAAAAAUUUGGGUGUUAACAGGGGAUAAGAUGGAAACUGCAAUAAAUAUAGCAUAUGCAUGCAACCUGAUAAACAACAAUAUGAAGCAAUUUAUCAUCAGCUCAGAGACGGACACAAUUAGAGAAGCUGAAGAUAGGGGAGAUGCUGUGGAGAUUGCACGCGUUACCAAAGAAUUGGUAAAGCAUGAUCUGGAACGAUGCCUUGAGGAGGCUCAGGAGUACUUGCAUGGUUUUUCAGGAACAAAAUUGGCUCUCAUAAUUGAUGGGAAAUGCUUGAUGUAUGCAUUGGAUCCAACUUUACGUGUUGGUCUUCUCAAUUUGAGCUUGAAUUGUAGUUCGGUAGUUUGCUGUCGUGUUUCUCCGUUGCAAAAGGCACAGGUUACUAGCCUUGUCAAGAAAGGAGCUCGCAAGAUCACUUUGAGUAUCGGUGAUGGUGCAAAUGAUGUGAGUAUGAUUCAAGCUGCUCAUGUUGGGGUCGGCAUAAGCGGGCUUGAAGGAAGGCAAGCUGUGUUGGCUAGUGAUUUCGCCAUUGCUCAGUUUCGUUUCCUAACUGAUCUGCUACUUGUACAUGGGCGGUGGUCGUAUCUUAGAUUAUGCAAGGUUAUUACAUACUUCUUUUACAAAAAUCUUACUUUUACGCUGACUCAGUUUUGGUUCACCUUCCAAACUGGCUUUUCUGGUCAAAGAUUUUACGAUGACUGGUUUCAGUCUCUGUAUAAUGUCAUUUUCACAGCACUGCCUGUCAUUAUCGUUGGAUUGUUCGACAAGGAUGUGAGCGCUUCUCUCUCAAAAAGGUACCCAGAACUAUACAAGGAAGGAAUUAGGAACAUGUUCUUUAAAUGGCGAGUGGUGGCUGUGUGGGCCUUCUUCGCAUUCUACCAGUCAUUGAUCUUCUAUUACUUCACAACCGCUGCCAGUAAAAACGGGCACAAUUCGUCAGGGAAGAUAUUCGGGCUUUGGGAUGUUAGCACUAUGGCCUUCACUUGCAUCGUGGUGACUGUUAAUUUGCGUCUUCUUUUGGCAUGCAAUUCUAUCACGCGGUGGCACUAUAUAAGUGUUUUGGGGAGUAUCGUGGCAUGGUUUGUGUUUAUAUUCGUGUACUCCGGAGUAAUGACUCCAUACGAUAGACAAGAAAAUAUAUUCUUCGUGAUUUAUGUUCUGAUGAGCACGUUUUAUUUCUAUUUCACACUGCUGCUUGUCCCAAUCGUCGCACUCUUUGGUGACUUCUUAUACCAAGGAAUCCAAAGAUGGUUUUUCCCUUACGACUACCAAAUAGUUCAAGAAAUCCACAAAGACGACCCCGAGGACAACAGCAGCAGGAUGGAACUACUAGAGAUCGGCCAUCACCUAACCCCAGACGAAGCACGAAGCUACGCCAUUUCCCAGCUUCCACGGGAGACCUCGAAACACACAGGAUUCGCGUUCGACUCCCCCGGCUACGAGUCCUUUUUCGCAUCACAACAAGGAGUUUACGCCCCUCAGAGGGCCUGGGACGUUGCACGUCGAGCCAGUAUGAAGUCGCGGACGCAGCAGAGAACAUCGAGGAACUAAUUCAUUGUAACAUACUGUAUAUUUUUGUUUUCUUUUUUUUUUUUUGUUUUCUUUUUUUCUUGCUCGAUAUUUGACCUCGAAAGCUGAGUGUGUAUAAUUAGCUUUGCCUUACGCCUAGUACUAGAUUUCUUUUUUCUUUCUUUUAUCUUCUUUUUCUUUUUUUUUAAAUAUUGAUUUUGUUGUCUCUCUUUUUGCUUUCUAUCUGUUAGCCAAAAUAGUCAUGUAUUCAUUUAGCGGAAACUUUAUUUGAUAGUUACAAAGAUUAUGGAAAAUGAAGUUUACCGUAGAUUAUUUCUGUGAA
This is a messenger RNA of Ananas comosus (pineapple), 4265 nucleotides long. Its product is annotated as phospholipid-transporting ATPase 3. The record is from RefSeq and is a predicted model, not a curated record. Gene Ontology annotation, biological process: phospholipid translocation. Gene Ontology annotation, molecular function: ATP binding; ATP hydrolysis activity; ATPase-coupled intramembrane lipid carrier activity. Lineage: Eukaryota; Viridiplantae; Streptophyta; Magnoliopsida; Poales; Bromeliaceae. The transcript is spliced from 27 exons. The coding region runs from base 206 to 3964 and encodes 1252 amino acids. Gene Ontology annotation, cellular component: plasma membrane.